AUGGGACGCAGCGACAACAACGAACGGGUCGCCAAACCCAAGAAAGAAAAGAAAGCCAAAAUCCCCAAGGAUCAGCGGGUUCGCAAACCUAAACUCCCCAGGGAUAAAGAUCCGCUGCGUACGAAUAAACCGGAGGUUCCGUUGAUGAAUCGCUCGGUGCAUGCGAAAUGGGGCGCGCUUUUUCGAAAACAUUUGGGGGUGCUGGAGGCGCAUUGUAAGGCGUUGGAUAGGGUGCAACAGGCGAUGAAGGGCGAGAUGAAGAAUUUGAGUGAGGAGGAGAUGAGGGAGUGGGAAUUGAAUGAGGAGGGGCCGUGGAGGAUUCUGUGUGGGUUGUUGGAUAGGGGGAGGGAUACGUUGGUUAGUGGGAGGAAGAUGGCGCAGUUUGUGUUACCUCCUCGUUUGAUGAAAGAUAGAAAGGGAUUGGGAGUUUUGGGCACAAGUUACGAACCUCUUGUUCCACAACUCGAUGCUCGUCUCGCGGCGGAGAAAAAUGGCACUGCUACUACCAAAACCAAUGAGAGUCAUAACGAUAGUUCUGAUUCCUCUUCAGACUCAUCAUCCUCUUCCGAUUCCGACUCCGACUCCGAUGCAGCAGAAGUAGGAGGAUAUGAAGAUGAAGAUGUAGAAAUGGAAGAUGCACCGGUUCCAGAAUCUAAAAAAGAUCCCUCGACAAGUGCGCCGGUGGAGACGGAAUCAAGUGCGCAUUUCUUUGUGGAUACAGAACCGACUCCAAUCGCAGAUUUGAAUAAGAAAGAUAAGAAAGAUAAGAAGAGGAAGGCGGAGGACGCUCUUGCGGGUAGAAAAUCAAAGAGAGAGAAGAAGAAUGAGGAGGAGAAAAAGGAAAAGGAGAAGGAAAAGAAAAUUGAGGAGGAAGAGGUUAAUUUUCAAGCUAUGGAGGCACAGUUACAAGCGGAGGUUGAGGCGGGUAUGAAGGCUCAGGAGGAGAAGGCUCAGCAUGCGGAGGAGAAAAAAGAGAAAAAGAGGAAGAGAGAUGGUAGUGUGGAGGAUAAUGAGGGGAAGAAAACAAAGAAGGAGAAGAAGAGUAAGAAAGUUGAGGAGGAAGUGAAGGAGGCUGAGGAGGUCGAGGUUGAGCCAGAGCCAGAGGUUGAGCCAGAAGUAGAGAGUAAGAAAGAGAAAAAAUCAAAAAAGGACAAGAAGAGAAAAGCAGAUGAUGUUGCAGCAGAGGAUGAACAAAUCGAUGGGAAGAGGAAGAGGAAAUCAAAAUGA
Botrytis deweyae is the source of this 1227-nucleotide messenger RNA. RefSeq lists its product as uncharacterized. The record is from RefSeq and is a predicted model, not a curated record. The transcript is spliced from 2 exons. The coding region runs from base 1 to 1227 and encodes 408 amino acids. NCBI's taxonomy places the organism in Eukaryota, Fungi, Ascomycota, Leotiomycetes, Helotiales, Sclerotiniaceae.